AUAACAUUGGUAGACGGCCCCACCCCUUUUGCUCGAGCUCUCACCUCUCAGGGCGAAUGAAACCACGCCGUACUCUAAGCCACCCCAACAAUGCCGAACUUCCACUGAAUUAAACAAUACCUUGCUCUGUAUAGACAUAUUUUCCCUUUCGUUCAUUUGCUGCAGCUAACGCGACACCUUACAUUAUUCAAAGUGUUUCCUAUAUAAAGCUUUCCUGGUACCUCUACUUAACCCCCAAAAAUGGAAGACGAUGCUGCUUUUGAUGGUCUUGCAGAGGAUGACCUGAUGGACGAUGCGGAGGUGGAUACCAUGGUGCGCGAGUCUAUCAACACUGCCAUCGGGGACAACCAAUUUGCACACAACAAGAUUGACUCCUGGAGCAAUAACAUCGUGGAGGGGUGCCUCAAGCGGCUUGCAGCAAUGAACAAGCCAUUCAAGUACAUUGUGACGUGCAACCUAAUGCAAAAGGCAGGGGCGGGCCUUCAUGCAGCCAGCUGCGCGAGAUGGAACGAAAAGACGGACGGGAAGCUAACGGUGCAAUGGGAGAACAACACAAUGAUUGUGCUGGUGACGGUGUACUGGUUGGCAGUCUAACCCACUGGUGCCCCGCCGUGCCCCGCUUGCAUCGGCCGCAGGGCGGUGUGAUCCGUGCCAUGGGUGGUGUUGCAGUCUGGUGUAGCCAUGGGUGCCUUUAGCGAGGCUAAGAGGCGUAAAAGAAUGCAUGGGUAGGGCAGGCGAGGCUAGGUGUUGUAAAUGAUAGAUAAGGUCGUCCAAGUGUUUUACCACCCCUGUACAUACGCCUUUAGGACAACACAGAAUAGGUUUUUGGUAACGUGGUUGGGUGCAGCGUACCGGCUUCGUGACCUGUGGGCCACUUCUGGCCAGGCUAGCUAGGUGGCUUUCCUUGCACUUCCGCGUGACCGUUUCGAGGGGCGAUUCCCUACGUAUAGGCACUUGGGGCCUUUCAGUGUUAGCUAUUCCGUGCGGUCGUAACUGCAGACCUAGUUCGUCAACUGUGGGUGUUCGGACAACCGCUGUAUGCGGUGCGACCCUAGAUGCCUUUCCAGGCUGUAAUUUAUACAAUAGCUCAUAAGCUGCCUGUUGUACAGCUACUGGGUUUCCUGGGCACGGCGACCAUAAGUUGUGUUUACCAAAAUGCAAUGCCAGUGUUGGCGUGCCCUUCACGCUCAAUUCACGCACCGGCUACCUACUGCGUACCAUUACUCUUACGGUAAAGCAUUUUGCGACGGACUAGUUCGACAUAGCAAGACCACAUGUGCAUCUCCGUCGCCGCCACUUACCGCUUGGAGGGCUGGCCCUAGCAGCCUCAAUUGCAUCUCUACUACCUCUGAUGCCUGUUGCUCAAGCAACAGCUCUGACCCAGAUGAGAGCAAGCAACCCUCAACAAGUGGCAGGCAUGUGGUUGAGCAGAGUCGCAAAGCAGUGGAUCGCGCGACUUCAAACUCGGCCGAAGCAGCCGCUCAAGGGAAGCCCGCUCCCCGCCGCGGGCCCAAGCAGCGCAUGCGGUUGGACGAGUACUGCUUGCAACUGGCGCCGCAGUACAGCAGGAACGUCAUCCAGUCCUUCAUCCUGCAGGGCAAGGUGCGGGUGGGGGACAGGGUGGUGACCAAGGCGGGUGCGCCGGUGGUGGUGGGCGCGCCGGACAGCCCGGCUGUGGUGAUCGACGCGGAGCAGCCCAAGUACGUGUGUCGCGCGGGGCUGAAGCUGGAGAAGGCGCUGCAGCACUGGGGCAUCGAUGUCAGGGGCCUCGUGGCACUGGACUCGGGUCAGUCCACGGGCGGCUUCACGGACUGCCUGCUGCAGCACGGAGCUGCAAAGGUGUACGGCAUCGACGUGGGUUACAACCAGCUGUCGGAGCGCAUCCGGCGGGACGAGCGGGUGGUGGUGAUGGAGAAGUUCAACCUGCGCCACCUGGGGCCGCAGCACCUGCCGGAGAAGGUCGACAUCGCCACCCUGGACCUCUCCUUCAUCAGCCUGCUGCUGGUGGUGGGGGCGGUGGCGAGCGUGCUGGCUCCCGGGGGCCGGCUGGUGGCGCUCAUCAAACCCCAGUUCGAGGCGGGACGGAAGCAAGUCAGCGCGGGAGGAGUGGUUCGCGACCCCAAGGUCCACGCUGAGGUGGUGGCUCGGGUGACAGGUGGCAUCGCGGCUCACGGUUUCCAGCUGGUGGGGGUGACCGAGUCGCCCAUCAAGGGCGACAAGAGCGGCAACACAGAGUUCCUGGCCUACUUCCUGCGCAGCCCGCAGCACCCAGCGGAGGCGGCGGGCGAGGCGGUGGCGGUGGUGGCUGGGGCGGAUGG
This is a messenger RNA of Astrephomene gubernaculifera, 2318 nucleotides long. The record is from the annotation of a GenBank genome assembly. Lineage: Eukaryota; Viridiplantae; Chlorophyta; Chlorophyceae; Chlamydomonadales; Astrephomenaceae.